CUGAACUCCUUACAGUUGCUACAAUGUCUGGAAGAGGCAAAGGCGGUAAGGGACUCGGAAAAGGGGGCGCUAAGCGUCACAGGAAGGUUCUUCGUGAUAACAUCCAGGGCAUCACCAAACCCGCCAUCCGUCGUCUCGCUCGCCGCGGCGGGGUCAAGCGUAUCUCCGGUCUGAUCUACGAGGAGACCCGCGGUGUGCUGAAGGUGUUCCUGGAGAACGUGAUCCGCGAUGCUGUGACCUACACCGAGCACGCCAAGAGAAAGACCGUCACCGCCAUGGAUGUCGUGUACGCGCUGAAGCGACAGGGACGCACUCUGUACGGCUUCGGAGGAUAAACUCAUCUGUACACUCACAAACUCCCAACGGCUCUU
This is a messenger RNA of Carassius auratus (goldfish), 371 nucleotides long. RefSeq names its product histone H4. Gene Ontology annotation, cellular component: nucleosome. Bases 24 to 335 code for a protein of 103 amino acids. Gene Ontology annotation, molecular function: structural constituent of chromatin; protein heterodimerization activity; DNA binding. NCBI's taxonomy places the organism in Eukaryota, Metazoa, Chordata, Actinopteri, Cypriniformes, Cyprinidae. The record is from RefSeq and is a predicted model, not a curated record. The transcript has a single exon.